CAUGAGCAAACAGUGAAUAGCUUGAAACUGUUUAGGCAAGUUGAGGUUAUUUAUUAGCCUAGCUAGGUACAUAAUACUAUGAUUAUGCCACUAUUCGUACCAACUACUUCGAAUGGUAUGAUUUAUGAUAUUAGCUUGCUUGGUAUACGUAUUGUAAUGAAACAGCAGUAAGCAGGUCUCGAACCCUCGACCUUCGAGCCCGAGGUCCGGCGCGCUAUCGACUGUGCCGCAAAAGCAUGCUCGUGCGGCAGGGUCGUUUCCGCGCUUAUAAACCCAGGGUCGUUACAGUAUGUUAUUGAACAUUUUCUUCGCUUUAUUAUCACCAUGAUCUGUAGAGCUAUGUGUCGCAGGCAACCAAGAUUCGUUUUACUGCUUCAGGGUUUUGGCAUGCUGAUUACAGAUGGCAGUCGAAUGAUUGACAAUAGCCCCCCCUUUCCCAAAAAAGUUAAUUUGACAUGCAAUUUCAUCAGAUAAGAAGCUAGUUGGUUUAACUGAUACCGCUCCUUUGUCGACUGUACUCACACGGUCAUAAAAUAGCCCUAUGAUCCUGCCUGUUACUGAAAAUCGUAAGGAAGUUGUAUAGAACCUGCCAAGGUGAAAGCAUAAUCAGACGUUCCCUAAACAUCGAGCUAUAACCGGAUUAUGACUAGCAGCAGUUCACUGCCACUGGUGGUGCUAUGUAUGGUGCUGCUGGUUCUGGCUGACGUAAGGAUCACCCCCUUCCUGUUUUUUUGGUCCCGGCAGUAUCCUCCGAUACCCGUUAUAGUUGACACAACACUUUGUGCGCCAAUAGGCAACAGUUGUACUGGUUCUAGUAAACAAAGCAAGUCAACCGUCGGAGACAGCCUACUGUAUAAUGUAGCCCGAUCUUUCGAGACGCUACAAGCAAAAUAAAUAAUCCUACAGCCUACCCAAUUUUACAGACCAAGUUAACCAGAAAGUGAAAGACAACAUCCCUUCAAUUGCAUCAGCCAUCAUAAGAUCCAUCAUGGAGGUGUCUCACACCGUGGAAACAGAGGAGCUGAUGACAUGCCUCCAGAUCCAGCUCUACCACCCCCAGCAGGCUUCCAGGGCUCUGUACCGCAUGUUGCCUUUGGAAACCAGACACAAGCUCCAGGCCGAGGACCCAGUGAGGCUGGGCCGGGAUGCCCAGGCCUGCACCUUCGUGCUGGUCGACCCCCGUGUCUCCCGCAAGCAGCUGUCCUUGCAGGCCUACCGCACCUCCAACAGCCCGGACAUGCUAUUUUCUGUGCAGAACCUCAGCCAGAAGGGACGUGUGACUGUCAAUGGGUUUGAGCUGGGGUUCCUGGAGAGGGCAGAGCUGCCUGGUAAGGCCCUGAUACGGUUCGGGGAAUACGAGAUGCUGAUACGCCGUGAGAAUGGAGAGGCGAAGGGGAGCUUUGAGGUGGAGUUUGGGGUGCUGGCAGUACCCCCUUCCAGAGAGAUGGGCAUGGUCGUGCCAAAUAUGGUGCCCGUCAUGGACACGGGCUCAGACCUUUCAACCAAUGGCAUCCCACCACUCAUGAGCCAAGGGCCAAUGGAGAUGGAUGAGACAAUCAUGUACCAAUCAGGCAGGGCGCUUCUUCCAUAAAAUAGUUGUACUACAAUGACAGCCAUAUUUGUUUUGAUUAUAUUGUAUUAUUUUCUCUUCAACUAGAAGCAGUUUUCUUGAAAAAUGCUGAUGUUAAACAUUCUGAAAGCUUAAAUCAAAAUGUUGACUGUAUGUGGUGCGAAGCUAUCAGUACCUCAAAUGUUUUUAUAUUCUACCUUUAUAACCCACUCCUCAAGUAUUAUUCAGUAUCAAAUGUGAAACUAAAGCUUGUGAAUAUUACCCUUUUUCAUGAUACCCAAAUAAGAGCAAGUAUCAGAAUUCAAUGAAGGAUGGGGUUAGGAAGGAUACUGUUUUGUAAAUGUUGAUUAUAAUAGUAAAACUGUUUUAUUUGAUUAUCGUGUUACACAUCAUAUUAAAGGCUUUGGCAAGUACAAGUAACUAAAAUUUAACCUGCGAGGAACCAAGGCACAUUCUGAAAAACUGGCUAUAUCUGUAUAUGUUUUAGUCGAUCUGCUUGUGAGAUGAGAUAUGACCUCAUUUUGCUCACUUUGACCCCAUCUGCCUCACCAUUGUCACCUGUGACACCUCAGAUGGGACACUAGGAGCUGUCCUCUCCUCUCACAGCUGCAGAGUGGCAUUGAGAGGCCCAUCGCCUUCACCUCAAGAGCCCUGAGCCCCACUAAACAACGGUACUCUGUGGGUGAACGAGAAACACUGGCCUGUGCCUGGGCGUAGGAAAUGUGGCACCUCUACUUAUAUGGCCGGCUGUUCACAUUUCGACCCACCCACCAGUCCCUCACUACGCUACUGUCGGCAUACGGAACUGGCCACAAGCCACUUCAGGUUCAACAGAUGGGCCGACUGCCUCAGACAGUAUGACUAUCAGCUGAAGUUCACUCCGGGGAGGGAUAACGUGGUGGCAGACCUCUCACGCUCCUCAGAUCGUCUUGCCAGACGACAACGAAACAGCUCGUACAAAUACUCUACGCUCCCCUUCAAUCAGCCGUCUCACUGGAGGAGCUGAAGCAAGCAUCGUAACAGGAUUCCACACUUUAACAGGAUCAACCUGUAAGACAGCAUGUUUCACUUAUCGCCAAUAUCCAACAACUUCGCACAGCCAUUGAAGAGGAGUGGGACAACAUUUCACAGGCCACAAUCAACAGCCUGAUCAACUCUAUCUGAAUGAGAUGUGUAGAGCAAAUGAUGGUCAAACCAGAUACUGACUGGUUUUCUGAUUCAUGUCCCUACUUUUUUUUUUAAUAGGUACAGUAUCCUUGACCAACAGAUGCAUGUCUGUAUUCCCAGUCAUGUGAAAUCAAUAGAUUAUGACCUAAUUUAUUUAUUUCAAUUGUCUCUUUUCCUUAUAUGAACUGUACUUCAUUAAAAUCUUUGAAAAUGUUGCA
This is a messenger RNA of Oncorhynchus kisutch (coho salmon), 2955 nucleotides long. It is a transcript of the gene tifa, whose product is annotated as TRAF interacting protein with forkhead associated domain. NCBI's taxonomy places the organism in Eukaryota, Metazoa, Chordata, Actinopteri, Salmoniformes, Salmonidae. Gene Ontology annotation, biological process: positive regulation of canonical NF-kappaB signal transduction. The coding region runs from base 989 to 1591 and encodes 200 amino acids. The transcript has 2 exons. The record is from RefSeq and is a predicted model, not a curated record. Gene Ontology annotation, molecular function: protein binding.